Molecule: messenger RNA, 1309 nt
Organism: Ostrea edulis (European flat oyster)
Lineage: Eukaryota; Metazoa; Mollusca; Bivalvia; Ostreida; Ostreidae
Exons: 3
Coding region: 47-1198 (383 amino acids)
Source: RefSeq, a predicted model, not a curated record
AUUUAACGUCUAGGUCUCCUCAGGUACUCGACACAACGAUUUCAAGAUGAUCCGUGCUAUUGCCCUUCUCUGUCUUAUUGCCGGUGCAUUUGCAAUCCCUGUUCCAAGGAAUAAUUAUCCUAAACCAGGAUGUGGACAGUACGGAUGUUCUCACAACAUCCACUUUAAUGGGCAUUCAGCCGCCACCUCAGCAGCUGCAAGUGGUUUAAACGCUGCUGCCUCUGCGGCAGCCGCCUCAAAUCAAGGAUUUAGUGGUCAUCAAGGUGUCAUUGACCUCAACAAUGGAUUUAAUGCCGGACUCAUCGGUGGAAACUCAGCUGCUGCCUCAGCAGCUGCAAGUGGUUUCAACGCUGCUGCCUCUGCCGCAGCCGCCUCAAACAGAGGAUUUAAUGGACAUCAAGGAGUAAUUGGCCUCAACAAUGGAUUUGAUGCCGGACUCAUUGGGGGAAACGCAGCUGCUGCCUCAGCAGCUGCAAGUGGUUUCAACGCUGCUGCCUCUGCCGCAGCCGCCUCAAACAGAGGAUUUAAUGGACAUCAAGGUGUAAUUGGCCUCAACAAUGAAUUUAAUGCUGGAGUCAUGAGUGGAAACUCAGUCGCCACCUCUCCACAGAAUGUUGGACCUUUUAAUAUACUACCUGCUUACCAAGCGCCAGGCGUGCAUUAUCCAUCCGGACCAGUAUUCAAUGGUGUCGGCGAUUCAUCUGCUGCUGCUUCCGCAUCUAGCGCCAAUAUGGGACCUAGAAUCGGAAUGGGAGGUUUUACUGCACCUCAAUUUACAAAUCGCAUCAACAAUUUCAUGUUUAAUCCCAUCUUAACUGGACAAAACCCCGGAGCUGCUGCUGCCUCCGCCGCUGCCUCUGCCAGCCAACGCGGUGCCGCCUCCGCUGCUGCUGCUGCCUCUAGCGCCAACUUGAGAUCAGGAAUCGGAAUGGGAGGUCUCAUUGGAUCCCAACUCACAGGUCACCUUAAUGGUCCUGUAAUUCAGCCUUUCCAAGGUGUACCAUACCCUGUUGGUCCCCUUAUCGGACAAAACCCCGGAGCUGCAGCUGCCGCCGCUGGUUUUGCUACUUCCAACGGUGCCGCAUCCGCGUCCGCUGCUGCAUCUGGAUCCCAAGGAUUUAUUGACGGUGGCAUUUUGCAAGGGAGAUCACCAAGGAUUAUCAACUCCAACAUUGUCCCUGGCAGAAAGGUGUACUAAUGUACAAGCAGUAUUAAAGCGGACUGUGAUAGACACAUACAAACAACUUUGGUGAUUGAGACUGUUUUUGUUAAAUUUAUUAUUGUUCUUUGAAUAAAUUAUUGUACAGUA